AUGUCCUUCUCUGAAUCAAAUACUACUCUCUCAAAUUCUAGUAGUAACAGUAGCGAUGGAGGUGGAGGCUCAUCAUCUUUUAAUUCUUCAUUGAGUCCGGGAUUGAUCUCAUUGACAAAUCUUUCUCAAAUACAAGGAUCUUCGGGUUGGGAUAAAUUUCCAAGAAAAUCUCUCGUUCUCUCGUCUGGUUCGGGUGUGUCAUCCAAAAAGAAGUUGUUGGCAUUGAAUAUUCCAAAAUUGGAAAUUUUAUUGGAGAAGGGAGAGGGAUUGUCGAUAAGAAAAUCAUCCAAAGCAACAAGUUCGCCCUUUGUAGUGUUGAAUUUGUGUCAUGAUGCGUUUCUUUCACAACGAAGAUUGGAAUCAUCGAGCGUGAAAAAUCAAUUAGAUCCAGUUUGGAAUGAAGUGUUUGAAUUUGAGGUUUCUCCGAGUGUGAAAGAAAAGGGCCAGAUUGAAGAGAUUGUUGCCAUACAGGUGUGGCAUAAGGGAGUGUUUAAUUCUGGAGUUGAAAGUUUCAUGGGAGCUGCCAACAUUCCAUUAAAAUCACUUGUCGAAGAUCACAUCCAUCAUUACACACUGGAUUUAAUUGGUGUGGAAAGAGGAAAAAUUCAUUUACAAGUCAUUCCUCGAAAUUUUGGAUUCAAAUCACAAACGGAACGUGACACAUACUUGAAUACAGGCAAGCAACAAAACAGUGUAUUCCAACUCACCAAAUCAGACAUUUUGAAAAUCAAAGAUGCCUCCAGUACUGCUGAAGUUUCAGUUGAUACUCGAAAGAGAAUGAAAAAGAUGCAACAAUACAAAAUUGUAGAAAAACUUCAAAAAGGAGGAUUUGGAGUUGUCUACAAGGUGAUCGAUCUCGAAGAUAAGCAAUCUACCACAGAUAAGCCAAAUUACAAGGCAAUGAAAAAAAUCAAAUGUGACACGGAUCAAGAAGCCAAUCAAGCCAUUCAAGAAGUUUGGUACAUUCGAAAUUUGAAACAUGAAAAUUUGGCAUCCUACGAUGACAUGUUUCUUGAAUUUGUCGAAGAUGAAAACACCAAAGAAGUUUCUUUCAAUGUUUGUUUUGUCAUGCCUUAUUAUAAGGAUGGAGAUUUAGAUUCAUUGAUUAUGAAGAGAAGACAACAACGAAAAUUCUUUUCUGUUCAUCGAUGUAUUGGAUACAUGCUUCAAAUUGCAAAGGGAAUUGAAUUUUUGCAUUCCAAGAGAAUUAUUCACAGAGAUUUGAAACAUAAGAAUGUCUUUUUAACGGACAGUUACAACACGUUAAAAUUGGGUGAUUUUGGCUUUUCUCGUUCCCUCAAUGAAAAAUCUCUCGCAUACACUGUUUUAGGAACCACCAAUUACAUGGCUCCAGAAAUUGCCAUCAAAUCCUCCGGUCAACAAAUCAAUGGAUACACCUUCUCUGCAGAUAUUUGGAGUUUUGGUGUCAUGUGUUACGAAUUAUUGACCUUAAAUUGUGGAGUUAAAGGUUUUUCACACUACACCAAAGCACUUCAGAACAAUGAAAAAUACAUUGAGAAAAUUUUGGAUGAUAUGAAAAAGAUUUAUGGAAAACAAGAAGAUGUAGUGCAAUUCGUCGUGUCUUUGUUAAAGUUAAAUCCAGCAGAGAGACCUUCCGCAGAUGAAUGUGUUGAAAAAUUGGAAGAAUUUUACAAAAAGUAUGCCGAAGCUUCACCAGCAGCAACAAGUGAUUCUUCUUCGACGACGACAUCAUGCUCCACGCCAACCUCUGAAAUUCAAUAA
Naegleria lovaniensis is the source of this 1743-nucleotide messenger RNA. RefSeq lists its product as uncharacterized. Lineage: Eukaryota; Heterolobosea; Eutetramitea; Acrasida; Naegleriidae. Gene Ontology annotation, biological process: protein phosphorylation. Gene Ontology annotation, molecular function: ATP binding; protein kinase activity. The record is from RefSeq and is a predicted model, not a curated record. The transcript is spliced from 3 exons. The coding region runs from base 1 to 1743 and encodes 580 amino acids.